UUGAAUUCACAGCAAAGGACCUGAAGUGGACAGCAGAGCUGCUCAGCAUGCAGAGCGUCAGCUCUCCUGGAGGCAGAGUCCUCACCGAGGACCAGUUUACCUGCUCAAUCUGUUUGGAAAUAUUUGUGGAGCCUGUCUCUACUCCCUGUGGUCACAGCUUCUGCAAGGCCUGUCUGCAGGGCUACUGGAACCACAGCAAGAAGUUCCAGUGUCCAAUGUGCAAGAAGACCUACUCCAAAAAACCUGAGAUGAGUGUCAACCGGGUCCUGGCUGAAAUUUCCACCCAGUUUCAGGGGCUGGUGGUGUCUGGGGCUGCUGCAGGAACCCCUGCACGAGGGGGCUCAGUGAGUUCAAACUUGGACACAGGCCACAGCAGCCACAUCAGCUCUCAGGACACUGGGGAGUUUGCCCAGCCUGGGGAGGUUCCCUGUGACGCUUGUAUUGGAAGGAAGUUAAAGGCACAUAAGUCUUGUGUGAACUGCCCUGGAUCAUUCUGUGAGACCCAUCUAAGGCAUCACAAAAAGGUCAAGACUAUGGUUUCACAUCGUCUGAUUGAGCCCACCUUCCAUCUGGAUGAGAAGAUCUGUAAAAAACAUGAACGUCUUCUGGACGCCUACUGUCGCUCUGAUCACACCUGCAUCUGCACAGUCUGUGCAGAUGCCAUGCACAAAUCCCAUGAUAUUGUCUCCGUUGACCAUGAGUUUAAGAAAAAGACGAGUGUUCUUGGAAAAAAGAGGUCCGAGCUGAAACAUCUAAUCAAAGAGAGAACUAAAAAACUGGAAGAGAUCAAGCAGUCCAUCAAGGUUAUCAAGGCCAACGCUCAGAAGGAGCUGGAGGACAGCUGGCAGGUGUACGCCGAGCUGCAGAGGCUGGUGGAGCAGAGUCAGGCCGACCUGGUGGAGCUGAUUGCCACGAGGCAACGUGAGGCUGAGCGCCACGCCCAGGAGCUGGCCCGAGGUCUGGAGAACGAGCUGAGCCAACUGAAGAGGAAGAGCAACGAGCUGGAGAGCCAAGCACAGACUAGGGACAAAGUGGUGUUCCUCCAGAACUUCUCAACGCUGUCACCCCUACCUGAGAUCACUGACUGGUCGGUGGUCAGCGUCAAUACCGACCUCUAUCUGGGGACCAUCCGAUCCUCCGUCAGCAGCCUCGUCGACAAUUUCAACGAGGAGCUUAAGCGACUGUAUGGAAAAGAGCUACGAAAAGUGCAGAACUAUGCCAGUGAACUGAUUUUGGACCCGUCCACUGCCCAGAAGAACCUGGUUGUAUCUGAUGAUGGUCAGCAGGUAAAAUACGAAGAGCGCAAAGUUUCUCACACGGAGGGUUCGCGGCACUUUAACCCAGCCCUCUUCGUCCUGACUCGAGAGGGGUUCAGCUCUGGCAGACACUACUGGGAAGUGGAGUUGGGGCGUAAAACGGCCUGGACACUCGGCGUGGCCAAGGCUUCGGCCCGCCGCAAGGGCGAGAUCAACCUGAGCCCUGAAGGUGGGUACUGGUGCCUGUGGCUGAAGAACGGGGAGGUGAAAGCUCUGGCUACUUCUCGCCUGUCUCUAAUGCUGCCCAGUCUUCCCAGCAAAAUAGGAAUCUUCCUGGAUUACGAAGCCGGUCAGCUUUCUUUCUACGAUGUGAAGGCGCGCCUACAUCUCUACACCUUCAAGGAUAAUUUCAGUGAGAGCGUGCAUCCCAUUUUCAGCCCCUGUUUGACGCAGGAAGGGAAGAACGCAGCUCCGCUCAUCAUAGCUCAUGUAAAACACAGCUGAGGCAGCCAGAGAGCACACCCCGAUCGAACGUCAAGGACUAAGGGCUUGGAGCAAAACAAGUUUUGUUCAUGAAGCACUUCACAUUGAUCAGUAUCCACUGCGGAUACAAAUAAAGAAAGUGGCUUUGCACUUUCUACAUUUUUCAUCAAACUUUUGACUGUUUUUGCUGAAGUAAAGACUUUAUUGACUGACUGCUGUUCAUCUCUCAUCUUGUGCUUUUUGAAGAAUUAACAGAGCCCUAUUAAAGUGUAAAAACACCAGUUCUCCCAAGUCUCCCCAAUUACAUGCUAAUCUUAUUGGGAUUUUGUUUUAUCUGAUUCAGUUGGAUGGACUAAAGUGAUCAAUAAAUUUGAGUAAAUGUGUAAUUCUGUGACUAACCUUGUAACUCGAAUCAGUCUGUAUGUGUAUUUUUAUGGCAUUUAAUAAUUUAUAUGUUAAAACAAUGAAGAUGGUAAAUAUAAGAAGCUGAAGGAACCAAGUGAGUUUGUUGCACGUUAUUUUUGAAUUUAUACCAAUG
Nematolebias whitei (Rio pearlfish) is the source of this 2277-nucleotide messenger RNA. It is a transcript of the gene btr12, whose product is annotated as bloodthirsty-related gene family, member 12. Bases 48 to 1760 code for a protein of 570 amino acids. The record is from RefSeq and is a predicted model, not a curated record. Gene Ontology annotation, molecular function: protein binding; zinc ion binding. Lineage: Eukaryota; Metazoa; Chordata; Actinopteri; Cyprinodontiformes; Rivulidae. The transcript has 8 exons.